This is a messenger RNA of Xylaria bambusicola, 369 nucleotides long. RefSeq lists its product as uncharacterized. The record is from RefSeq and is a predicted model, not a curated record. NCBI's taxonomy places the organism in Eukaryota, Fungi, Ascomycota, Sordariomycetes, Xylariales, Xylariaceae. The transcript has a single exon. Bases 1 to 369 code for a protein of 122 amino acids.
AUGUACACACCGAAGCUCCUAGCCCUCGCGCUAGCACUCCUGCCAGCGGCGCUGGCCCAAUGGCCAUCCUGCGACCCAAGCUGCAAAUCGUGCGGACUGUACUGCAACGAAGGAUGUGUGGCACCUCUCGACCUGACCGAGUGCCAGCGGUGUCUGUACUGCCGGCGAGAGUCGUCGUCGUGCGGCUAUGUGGACAUCAGCGGGGGGUGGACGGAGAACCCGCCGGACCCGGCGUACUGCGCACAGUGCUCGGCGGGCUGCCACUGCCGGAUCGACGCCAAGUGCUACGACGGCAUUACCAUUACGCCUCCGAGUUCCUUCACGCCUACGGCUACGCCUGUGCCUCCUCCUUCGUUGCGCCGGGGCUGA